CGUUUGACAACGCUGUACUCAUACCCCUGAGUUGUAGCGCAACUUAUCGUGGAAAUAAGCACACGUUCCACACAGCUACUGCAGCAGGGUAUAUACCAGCCAUAACUUUCAAGCACGGAUCAAAGAGUGACCAUGCAAUAUUUGCUACUUUUUCCACACCAGGAAUCAUGGGGAGCUCAGUACUAUGUGUUGCUCACACACCGGACUUGAGCACAUUAUCAACGCUCAAUGGUGAUGCAUUGGCCUCAUUUGAUUCAAGUUUUAACAGUGUGGCAGCCGGAUACAGCGAUUGGUGCGGAACAGUCUUCUUAGGCGAUCAACAUGGACGUGUUACGAAGUUGAAGACUCCAUUCGCACAUGCUAAUACCCGAGAAGAAACCGUCCUCAGUGGAGUAUUUCAGGUGUUGGAAACCCGCAAGACAAACCCAGUUGCAGUGGAUGAGCGACCAACAAACAAUAUCAGGCGGAUGUCUCUUAGCUCGCAGAAAAUCACCGCCGACACCGUUCUGCAUGUGCAAUCACUGGAAAGCUUUGCCGUGCUCGACGUACACCAAUGUCACAAGGCCAGCAAUUGCUCAGCGUGUCGGGUUGAUCGUGAUUGCGUCUGGAUGAAAGAGGGCAGCUGUACUGCAUACGAGGCAACGGGCGUAUUUGGAGUAAACUGUCCGAGUGCCAUAAAUCAAUGUAACUAUGGACGCUAUCCUUGCCAUCCCGAUGCCACAUGCACAGCAUCAGCUGAUUCAUACACCUGUCAAUGUAAAGCUGGUUACCAUGGAGAUGGGAAAACCUGCACCGAUAUCAAUGAAUGCUCCAGCUUAGGUACGAAUAAUUGUCACUCACUAGCAACCUGCACAAACACCCCUGGAUCAUUCACAUGCGCGUGUAAAACUGGUUACCAUGGUGAUGGUGUUAAAUGCCAAGAUAUCAAUGAAUGCUCCAGCUUCGGUACUAAUAACUGUCACUCACUGGCAACCUGCACAAACACCGGUGGAUCAUUCACAUGCGCGUGUACAAUUGGUCACUAUGGUGACGGUGUUACAUGUGAAGCGCCUCACAAGUGUGAACGGUCCUGCACCGAGAUCAGUGCACUUCCAGCUAUACGCGCUAGUCCCGCUAAGGCUGCCGAGAUUUGCAGAAGCAGACGGUCUAUUCGUGAUCAUAGCGCUAACAGUGUGGCAUCUGAUCGGAGGCAGUGCGUCAGCGAUUAUUUCCAAGCUACUGACAUUCCAGCGGAAACGUACUGGACGUCAACAAGGCUAAGAACCGCAAACCGCGAAUUUGUUGCAAGCACAGGAGAUUGGUUUGACCAAACUGCAGAAUACCUCGUACUGUGCGAGUUCGAGGUGUCGACAUGCAAGCGCACUGUGUGCAAGGCGACUUGUUCCGACAUCAGUAUGUUUCAAAUCACUACUGCCAGUGCUCACGGAGCGGAUAAAGUAUGCCAGAAGAACCUGAAAACGUUUGGACAUUCCAACUUCGGCUAUACAUUUGCCCAUGUGGCUAGCAAAGAAAGUGAGAUCUUCGGAUGUGUGUCCCGCCAUCUACAUGAAAACAAAAUGACCCGAAAAUGUGUCUACGGUGGAUAUGGCACAGCUCCCAACGGACAACUGAAAUCGAAUUAUGGCCUUCUGAAACCGUGGCGUGCUUCAUAUGUUGUCUGCGAGUAUCGAAAGUGGUGUAGUGCGACAUGUCAGCUCACACGGCUGCAGGAUAACAACACGGUCACGGUCUCUUACACUCAGCGGGUCAACUAUAUUCCAACUCGGCUUGGCGUGAAUUACACCGAGGCUCGUGAUGGCUGUCAUGCCCUCAGCAUGACCCUGCCAACGACCCAUGAGAAGGAGUGCGUGAACUACUACCUGACGAAGAAUUUGGGAACUGGCGGGUCUGGCUGGAUUACGCCAAAGGAUGUGCCUGUGAACUCCGUACCCAAGUAUGGCUUAGCAAGCCGCCCUUUACCGGAUGGCACAGAUCUAUUCAUCCCCAGCAAUAGGAAGUUCAUGAUUCACAUUUGCCUCGGCCCAAGACUUGUUUUGAGGAGAGCAUCCACGGCUUGAGGACCAUUUACUGCUAGUUCAGCAAGUGAGGAGUUUGCAAGAGGAGGACAGCCGUGUGCCGUUGGGUGUGUCAUUGAGUUUGUUUGUUCAAUGUGUUGAUAGUAACCUGAAUUGACUAACUGAUUAAAUGUAUCACCCAGCCAUGCUCUCGUAAAAUCAUUUGCUGUGAUUUGUUCUACUUCUAAUAGUACAUCCCUUUCUCAUCGUCUAUUUUUGUUUGACCUUUGUAUCUUUCCUUUACCAUUAUUAACCUACAUGUGCUUAUUAAUACUCUAUUGGUUUAGUCGGAUCUGCAGGAGUAUGACACCCUCAGUGUUUACA
Messenger RNA from Sycon ciliatum, 2378 nucleotides. RefSeq lists its product as uncharacterized. NCBI's taxonomy places the organism in Eukaryota, Metazoa, Porifera, Calcarea, Leucosolenida, Sycettidae. Gene Ontology annotation, molecular function: calcium ion binding. The coding region runs from base 168 to 2057 and encodes 629 amino acids. The record is from RefSeq and is a predicted model, not a curated record. The transcript is spliced from 16 exons.